AUUACAUCUCACAAAAAAAAUUAUUUAUCCACAAGUUGCAUUUUGCCGCACAGAAAAAUUAGACAGUCGUUGGGCACUCCGCACUCCUGCAUUUCGAGGAAGCAAAGAAUUUGGAAAGAGGGGUAGUGUGAUAAUCCCACCCUACCAACCUCGCCAAAGGGUCAACGGAGAUACUAUCCAGCGAACAGCUUCCAUCUCCUUCGCAUCAAUGGCCAGCCAGAAACUACCUACUGCCGGAAAUCCGAUUCGAUGCAAAGCGGCGGUUUCUCGUAAGCCGGGAGAGCCACUGGUCUUGGAGGAGAUAUUGGUUGCUCCGCCAUGUUGUCAUGAAGUUCGAAUUCGGAUUAUUUGCACGUCUCUCUGUCAAAGCGAUGUUACAUUCUGGAAACUGAAGGAUUUUCCUGGUGUUUUCCCGAGAAUUCUGGGCCACGAGGCUAUAGGGGUUGUGGAGAGUGUAGGAGAGGAUGUAGAUGAGGUCAAGGAGGGCGAUAUGGUCAUUCCCAUAUUCAUGUCAGAUUGUGGAGAUUGUGCAGAUUGCAGAUCAAAGAAGAGCAACCUUUGUUCAAAACUGCCCUUCAAGGUUUCUCCUUGGAUGCCAAGACAUGAGACUAGUAGAUUCACAGACCUAAAUGGAGAGGUUAUAUACCAUUUCCUCUCUGUGUCUAGCUUUAGUCAGUAUACUGUGGUAGACAUUGCUCAUCUUACAAAGAUCGAUCCUUCAAUCCCACCAAACAGAGCAUGCCUCCUGAGCUGCGGAGUAUCAACUGGUGUUGGUGCUGCAUGGAGAACUGCUAAUGUGGAGGCAGGAUCAACUGUUGCCAUAUUUGGGCUGGGAUCAAUUGGUUUAGCCGUUGCAGAGGGUGCAAGAUUAUGCGGUGCUACUAGAAUUAUAGGUGUUGAUAUGAACCCCAACAAGUUUGAAAUUGGGAAAACAUUUGGAGUCACAGACUUCGUCAGAGCUGGAGAUCCUGGCAGCAAAUCUGUGAGCCAGGUGAUAAAUGAGAUGACUGGUGGAGGGGCGGACUACUGCUUCGAAUGUGUUGGCUUGGCAUCCUUGGUUCGGGAGGCAUAUUCUUGCUGCCGAAAGGGUUGGGGAAAGACAAUCGUCCUAGGGGUGGACAAGCCAGGGGCAGAGUUGAGUCUCAGCUCUUUUGACGUCCUUCAUAGCGGGAAAAUCCUCACAGGGUGCUUGUUUGGAGGUCUCAAAGCUAAAUCUGAUAUUCCAGUUCUACUAAAACGCUAUAUGGACAAGGAAUUGCAGUUGGAUGAGUUUGUCACACAUGAGAUAAAGUUCGAAGACAUCAACAAAGCUUUUGAUUUGCUCGCUGAAGGAAAGUGUCUCCGAUGCGUGAUUUGGAUGGACAAAUGAAAUGAGUAUAUCUUGUAUCUUUACUGCAAAAAAUUUCAUUUGAGGAUCUGCAAUAUUGCUUCAUAAUUCAUACUGGACCUGCUGUUCAAAUAAAUGAAGGCAGCCUCUUUUCUUGCAUGUAUGAAACCGCAAAGAAUUAUAUCAUUCUUAAAUUGGAUGCUGAUUGCUUCUCACUUUUAA
Molecule: messenger RNA, 1549 nt
Organism: Manihot esculenta (cassava)
Lineage: Eukaryota; Viridiplantae; Streptophyta; Magnoliopsida; Malpighiales; Euphorbiaceae
Product: alcohol dehydrogenase-like 7
Exons: 10
Coding region: 209-1369 (386 amino acids)
Biological process (GO): formaldehyde catabolic process
Cellular component (GO): cytosol
Molecular function (GO): zinc ion binding; S-(hydroxymethyl)glutathione dehydrogenase [NAD(P)+] activity
Source: RefSeq, a predicted model, not a curated record